This is a messenger RNA of Musca domestica (house fly), 2054 nucleotides long. Its product is annotated as suppressor APC domain-containing protein 2. The coding region runs from base 377 to 1978 and encodes 533 amino acids. The record is from RefSeq and is a predicted model, not a curated record. NCBI's taxonomy places the organism in Eukaryota, Metazoa, Arthropoda, Insecta, Diptera, Muscidae. The transcript is spliced from 3 exons.
AUAAAAACACGCACAUACAUGAACACAGACAGGUAUAGAUUACAACUUUGAAAAUAUGAUGUGGAUUAUGAAAGUUUACUAAUCUAUCUGAUUCAUACGCCUUCGCUAGUAGAAGUUAAAUGACAAAAGAAGUCAGUCGUUUAAUUCUUAUCGGCAGAAUAUUUCAUAGCUUAAACGAAUCUGCUCAGCAAAGGGAGCUACGUCAAUGGACCAAAAUCUCUCCGUUUUUUAAUAUUUUAUUUUAUCUUGAUGUCAUUCAUAUUUAAAAAAGUUUGAGAUGUUGAGCCUAAACCGGCCAUAAGCACUGAAAAUAAAUAUAUUUUAUAAAACUUCGCAAUGUAAACAAGCAAUACUUCUUUAGUCCAUCUACUAAAGAAUGCAUCGUCUUGCCGAUCCAGAUGUACCUGUGGGAGUACUCAGCAAUAAUCAGACCAUAAAUAUACAAAACAACGCCAUGAAUCACGUAAAUAAUCUAUCACAAGGCAUGAGCUCAAGUGGAGUGGGACCCACAACCUCUGCCUUUGAUGCGCUGCCCAAACCCUUUGUCCAGUCAAUGAAAACAUUAUUCGAUAUUUUGGAUGAUCAACGUACAGGUUAUGUGAAAUUUGUUGACAUAGAAAAAGGAUGGCAGGAUGAUGGUAGUAAAGGUUUGCCACGAGGUGUUCUGGAAUCUUUACGGAAAGUAACACCCAUCAGUGGCCUGUUGACAUUCGAGCGGUUUUGUGCAGGAUUAAAACUGUGCCUGCUGAGGAAUCAAAAUACCAAUGCAGGACAACAUAACCAAGAAACGCAACAACAACAUAUCAAGAGUAAUGUGACAACAAAUAACAGUAAUGUUUCACCCUGGAAAACCAAGUCACCAAGUAAAUCACAAAGACCCCCCUCAGCUCCGGCAUUGGAUAUUGAAAAUCCCCUACCCCGGAAUCCAUGGGCGGGCAAUAGAACUUUGAGUCUACCGCAACUUAGUCCAGAUUCAGAUGGAGAUCUAAACACAACGGCCAAUAUUAUACGUUCCGUCUACAACAGUCCGCCGCCGCCACCAAAACCACCGAGGGCCUCAGUACUUAAUGCCAAUGGUGGAAACUCGGGAAUAUUGGGAACCACCAAUGUAGGCCCCACCACAACCACCAACAAUGUCAUGGACAAGGCGGAAAUACGCAACGCCUUACAAAAUUGGCAAAUGGGAGUGUUGCGCAAUGAAAUCGAUGCCAAGGAUAAAUCGAAACCAACAAAUUUCCUCCAACAAUGUGGUUAUCGUGGCAGUGCCGAUGGCGGUUCCUCAUCGGCCACAGAUAGUGGGAAUUUUUCAAAUGCUCCUCUAAAAAAGGCCUCAGUUAAGAGGCGAGAACCACGAAGACACACGCUACAGAAUGGCAUCGAUUAUAAUAUGUUGAAACGUUUGAAACAAUUCGAAGAAGAACGAGAGGUUCUGCUUUUGGGUUUGGAUGCGGUGGACAAAGCCCGAGAAUGGUAUUUGCAGCAGUUGGUUAAUGUCCAGGAGAAGAUAAAAUAUCUGGGGAGAAUGGGCUCAACAAAUGAACAAUGGUCUGAGGUGCAACAGGAACGUCUGAAUUUCCAAAGAGCUCGAGUCCUUGAAGUUAAUCGCAGUCUUUCCGUUUUGGCCGACACCUGGGACAGAGGUGGUGGUUUCCCAUUCCACUUUAAUUUGGCUUUUCGGACACCACCAAAAAUACCCUCCUCCAACCGGACGGCUGCCGCGUUGAGCAACACCAUUGCCGAUCGUCUUCGGCAACAGAAUCGUUUGCUGGCCAACGAGGGCCACCUGAAGAGUGAACGCAUUGUGAUGUUGGAAAGAGAGAAACAGACUUUAUUAGCUGAAUUAUUUGAAUUGAAACAGCGUUCGGGAUUGGCACGCCACACAAAUAGUUAUUUAAAUGUCUUGAGUCAAUCGUCGCCGGGAUGUAGUACGUCAUCGGGUGGCGGUGGUGGUUUGGGCGAUGCUGAUGUUGUUUAUUAAAAUGCAUAUAAAUAUUGGAAAUAUAUUGUAGCUUAGUUUUAAAAUUAUAUUAAAUAAAAUGUACUAAAAUAAUGAU